Fomitopsis serialis is the source of this 1316-nucleotide messenger RNA. RefSeq lists its product as uncharacterized. The record is from RefSeq and is a predicted model, not a curated record. The coding region runs from base 282 to 1055 and encodes 257 amino acids. The transcript is spliced from 2 exons. Lineage: Eukaryota; Fungi; Basidiomycota; Agaricomycetes; Polyporales; Fomitopsidaceae.
CAAGCAGUGCGAAUCUCAGAUCGUCGCAUUCAUGCACUCAUAGUGACUUUUAAUUAUCGCUCUUUUCCACCUCACUCGCUGGAAAGUAUGUCAAACAUUGCCAGACCGGAAUAUGAUGUUCAGUUCAUACAGCACUGCCCGACUGUGUACUGCCUGGAGUCUGAAGGACACCCGAAUGAGCGAAUCGACCUGUAUGAUUACCCUGCACGUGACGAGCACGCGAGACGUGUGCACCGAUCUCCGAGUGGCGAGCGAGUGUUAGAGCCCUCAUCCACCCUCCCAUGUUCUCGCGGAAUUUAGUCUACUUCUGCUCAACGGCGCCGCUGCGAAAUCCAGUAGUAACACCGCCGCGAGCAGGCCCUGCGGCUUUGUGGCGGGCAUACGCUUCCGUGACCAUCUCCGAUCCGCCCAGGACGCCCAACAGCGCGUCGACAUUGUCCGCCGCGCACCCGAGGGACCCACGCAACCCUGAUGGCUCGAGCUCGAGUUCGACCUCAAGCCCAGGUGCUGGGCCCAGUAAUGCACCAGAGCUGGUUCAGCCUGCCGCAAAGUCGUCGUCGUCACCCCCGCCGCCGAACUCGGACCCGCUGCCUCCGGUGAACGAACCAGAUGCGAACGCGAGUGAACAUGGAAUCGUUCCGGCUCCUCCGCCAUCCUUUGCAUCCUCGCCGCCGUGCACCGAUUUACCAGCUCCUCACUUUCCUAGCAACGCGCACACACCGACUCCGUACAGCAAUCCGCCAUUCCAUACGCAUAAAUUUGUCGAAAGUCUGGAGGUUAUGUUCCCUACCGUUAUCGCGCAGAACCUUAUGUGCGCGACACGCGCAUUACUGGUCGAUCGAUUGGGACGGGUCAGAAGGGAUGCAGUGACUGCGAAGGAUCUCUUCAAGGCUGCACUCUCAGAGCUGCGGACGGAGACAACAAUGUUGACCCGCAAUGACACUGCUGCAAUACGCACAGCGACAGGCGCGUUACGGAGAGAGGUAGACGUAUUGGACGUACGGAUGAAGGAAGACAUUGGCACUCUCAAGCAUGAGUACGUCUUCCUACCUUGACGCAUUCCCUGGUGCAACUAUUCAGCCAUCCUUGACCGUAGUAUCCAGCUGGACGUGGAUACAAGGAAGAACGAGGCUAAGAAUGACUUGAAGCGCUUCGACAUUCAGGUAGAGGUACGCAAUUACAUCGCAUAUGUCAUUGCUACUCCCACUCAGCUGGGUCACGUCUGCAGGAGAUGCUCAAUAAGUCUCUCGUCACGUUGUACGACCUCCGCUCGGAAAUGGAGGGUGUCAGGUGGAACAAUAUGCGCAAUUCAGUCG